Messenger RNA from Equus quagga, 2871 nucleotides. RefSeq names its product glycogen phosphorylase, muscle associated (gene PYGM). The transcript has 20 exons. The record is from RefSeq and is a predicted model, not a curated record. Lineage: Eukaryota; Metazoa; Chordata; Mammalia; Perissodactyla; Equidae. Bases 81 to 2609 code for a protein of 842 amino acids. Gene Ontology annotation, cellular component: cytoplasm. Gene Ontology annotation, biological process: glycogen catabolic process. Gene Ontology annotation, molecular function: pyridoxal phosphate binding; glycogen phosphorylase activity.
GCUGGGGAUCUCCACUCCCUGGCUGGAGGCACUGCUGAGGCCCCCUGUCCACCCAUCCGUCCGGCCGCCCUCCCACAGCCAUGUCCCGGCCCCUGACAGACCAGGAGAAGAGAAAGCAAAUCAGCGUGCGCGGCUUGGCCGGCGUGGAGAAUGUCACUGAGCUGAAGAAGAACUUCAACCGGCACCUCCAUUUCACCCUCGUAAAAGACCGCAAUGUGGCCACCCCGCGAGACUACUACUUCGCGCUGGCCCACACUGUGCGCGACCACCUGGUGGGCCGCUGGAUCCGCACGCAGCAGCACUACUAUGAGAAGGACCCCAAGAGGAUCUACUACCUGUCUCUGGAGUUCUACAUAGGCCGGACGCUACAGAACACCAUGGUGAACCUGGCCUUGGAGAACGCCUGUGAUGAGGCCACCUACCAGCUGGGCCUGGACAUGGAAGAGCUGGAGGAAAUCGAGGAAGAUGCAGGCCUGGGCAAUGGAGGCUUGGGCCGGCUGGCGGCCUGCUUUCUGGACUCCAUGGCAACGCUGGGCCUCGCUGCCUAUGGCUACGGGAUCCGCUAUGAGUUUGGGAUUUUUAACCAGAAGAUCUGCGGGGGCUGGCAGAUGGAGGAGGCCGAUGACUGGCUUCGCUAUGGCAACCCCUGGGAGAAGGCCCGGCCUGAGUUCAUGCUGCCUGUGCACUUCUAUGGCCACGUGGAGCACACCAGCCACGGGGUCGAGUGGGUGGACACACAGGUGGUGUUGGCCAUGCCCUAUGACACGCCCGUGCCUGGCUACCGCAACAACUUCGUCAACACCAUGCGCCUGUGGUCUGCCAAGGCCCCCAAUGACUUCAACCUCAAGGACUUCAACGUUGGUGGCUACAUUCAGGCUGUACUGGACCGCAACCUGGCCGAGAACAUCUCUCGUGUCCUGUACCCCAAUGACAACUUCUUCGAAGGCAAGGAGCUACGGCUGAAGCAGGAGUACUUUGUCGUGGCUGCCACGCUCCAGGACAUCAUCCGCCGCUUCAAGUCCUCCAAGUUCGGCUGUCGAGACCCCGUGCGCACGAACUUCGAUGCCUUCCCGGAUAAGGUGGCCAUCCAGCUCAAUGACACUCACCCCUCCUUGGCCAUCCCUGAGCUGAUGAGGAUUCUGGUGGACCUGGAGCGGCUGGAGUGGGACAAGGCAUGGGACGUGACAGUGAGGACCUGCGCCUACACCAACCACACGGUGCUGCCCGAGGCCCUGGAGCGCUGGCCGGUGCACCUCAUCGAGACGCUGCUGCCCCGACACCUCCAGAUCAUCUACGAGAUCAACCAGCGCUUCCUUAAUCGGGUGGCAGCCGCCUUCCCCGGGGACGUCGACCGGCUGCGGCGCAUGUCGCUGGUGGAGGAGGGCGCGGUGAAGCGCAUCAACAUGGCCCACCUGUGCAUCGCCGGGUCGCACGCCGUCAACGGUGUGGCUCGCAUCCACUCGGAGAUCCUCAAGAAGACCAUCUUCAAGGACUUCUAUGAGCUGGAGCCUCACAAGUUCCAGAAUAAGACCAACGGCAUCACCCCUCGGCGCUGGCUGGUUCUGUGUAACCCCGGGCUGGCAGAGGUCAUUGCUGAGCGCAUCGGGGAGGAAUACAUCUCAGACUUGGACCAGCUGCGCAAACUGCUCUCCUACGUGGACGAUGAAGCCUUUAUCCGGGAUGUGGCCAAAGUGAAGCAGGAAAACAAGUUAAAGUUCUCUGCGUACCUGGAGAAGGAAUACAAAGUCCACAUCAACCCCAACUCACUCUUCGACGUCCAGGUGAAGCGGAUUCAUGAAUAUAAACGCCAGCUCCUCAACUGCCUCCAUGUCAUCACCAUGUACAAUCGCAUCAAGAAGGAGCCCAAUAAAUUUUUCGUGCCUCGAACUGUGAUGAUCGGAGGGAAGGCCGCGCCUGGGUACCACAUGGCCAAGAUGAUCAUCAAACUCAUUACAGCCAUUGGAGACGUGGUCAACCACGACCCGGUGGUGGGAGACCGCCUGCGCGUGAUCUUCCUGGAGAACUACCGAGUCUCGCUGGCUGAGAAAGUGAUCCCGGCUGCCGACCUGUCCGAGCAGAUCUCCACUGCGGGUACGGAGGCCUCAGGCACUGGCAACAUGAAAUUCAUGCUCAAUGGGGCUCUGACCAUUGGCACCAUGGACGGGGCCAACGUGGAGAUGGCAGAGGAGGCGGGAGAGGAGAAUUUCUUCAUCUUCGGCAUGCGGGUGGAAGACGUGGACAGGCUUGACCAGAGAGGGUACAACGCCCAGGAGUACUACGACCGAAUUCCCGAGCUUCGGCAGAUCAUCGAGCAGCUGAGCAGCGGCUUCUUCUCCCCCAAACAGCCCGACCUGUUCAAGGACAUCGUCAAGAUGCUCAUGCACCACGACCGGUUUAAAGUCUUUGCAGAUUAUGAAGACUACAUUAAAUGCCAGGAGAAAGUCAGUGCCCUGUACAAGAACCCGAGAGAGUGGACGCGGAUGGUGAUCCGGAACAUAGCCACCUCGGGCAAGUUCUCCAGCGACCGCACCAUUGCCCAGUAUGCCCGGGAGAUUUGGGGCGUAGAGCCCACUCGCCAGCGCCUGCCAGCCCCUGAUGAGAAGAUCUGAGCGUCCAGACCAGACGCGAAACCGGCCCCGAGUCUGCUCGCAGUCCGUUGGGCCAGCCCCAGCUCCUCAUCCAGAGGGUGAGGUGCCGGAAUUAGAUCUCUAAGCCUCUUCCUGGAACCCUCAUUUCCCCCCAGCCUCGAAGGCCCAGUGUCCAGCGUGCCUAAGGACACUGCUCCUAUCCUGUCCUGGGGCCCCCUUUUCCCUCCUAUUUAUGGGUCUGACCAACUGCACCCACUCCCCCCAAUAAACCGAUUCCCCUCGA